GCAGUUGUCUUCGAAUUCUUGCUUUUUGUGGCCGCGUUCUUUCAUCCUUCAUUGACUUUUUUCUGUUUUGACAACCUCAAGUUAAAUAAUAUUUAAAGCAAAUCGUAAGACGUGAUUGUGACGAAUUGUAGAUACCAAAAACGAAACUUUCGUUGCAAAUUGCAAUGUAAUAAAUCUAUUAAUUUAUGUCAAUGGAAUAAAAAGAAAGAAUUAAUCUGAUCAUGAGUCACGAAGGUGAAACAGUUUAUCGAAAGCCAAAAUUCUGGCGAAAGGGAAAUAGAAUAAGCGCGACAGAUGGCACAGUUCAUAUUAAAAUUGGCGCCGGGUUCAACUUAUCUAAUGAUCAUCCAAAACAAAAGAAGCCGCCAUCCCAACAGAAUCGAAUUAUUUCAACAAAGUACACGCUGUUGACCUUUUUACCACAAAAUUUAUUCGAGCAAUUUCGUCGGAUUGCGAACUUUUACUUUUUGAUUAUGACAAUAAUUGCGCUAUCGAUCGACUCGCCUGUUUCUCCACUGACAUCGCUUAUACCUUUGGUGUUCGUAAUUGCUGUAACAGCAGCCAAACAGGGCUAUGAAGACUUUCUCCGUUAUCGAGCAGAUAACAUGGUUAAUAAAUCAAUGGUUACGGUGGUAAGAAACAGCAUCGAAACGGACGUACGGUGUGAAGAUAUUGUUCCAGGUGAUUUAGUGAGAAUAUCUCGCGACUGUGAUGUACCGUGUGACCUAGUGUUGUUAAAGAGUUCCGACAACGGAAAGUGCUUUAUAACGACAGCAAAUUUAGAUGGCGAGACGAACUUGAAAACUUUGGUUGUGCCGAAAGGCCUUCCGGACGUUGAUAUUCCCAAACUAUACACACUUGGCUCUAUUGAAUGUGAACAAUCGCACACCGACCUUUAUUCAUUCAACGGUCGAAUUGUUCUGCCAAAUAACAUCAAUCGAAUCAGCGUGAUUCCUACCGACAUGGAACUCCAAACUGGGCUCCAUAAUAUCCCGCUAAUGGCAGAGAAUUUGAUGCUUCGCGGAUCACGUGUUCGUAAUACUGAGUGGGCGAUCGCAUGUGCGGUUUACACUGGACAAGACACAAAACUCGCUUUAAAUAGCAAAAUAACUAAAAACAAAAUGAGCUCGAGCGAACAAUUCAUCAAUAAAUAUUUAGCUUUCUUCAUUGUUCUCCUACUCGCUGUCGUCACGGUCUCGUAUUUUAUGAAGCGAUAUUUUGAUCUCCAUCAUCCUGAACACAACUCAUAUUUGAGACAAGUCUUUGAUGAAUAUGUAGUGUCGGAAUUUCUUCAAGAUUAUUUUUCAUUUCUUAUUCUCUUCAACUAUCUUAUUCCCAUCUCUCUAUAUGUCACUAUUGAGAUGCACAAGUUUGUUGGAGCUUUCUUCUUGGAAUGGGAUCCUCACCUUUAUGAUGAAGAAACAAACCAACCAUGUAUUGUUAACACAUCAGACUUAAAUGAGGAAUUGGGUCAGAUCAACAUUUUGUUCUCUGAUAAAACCGGAACUUUAACGAAGAACAUCAUGAUUUUCAAGCAAUGUUCCAUUAACGGAAAAAUUUAUAUGAAGCAAGGUAGAGGCUUACAAGAAAAAGAUCGAAAUUAUUCGCUCAAAAUUGGUGAAUGUUCGAAAUCCGUUUAUACGUUUUUUGAGGCUUUGGCAAUUUGUCAUACGGUUCAAGUUGCUGGAACAUAUGAAGAAGAUGAAGAUCGAGCUGAUGAAGAACAAAGUUUGUUGACAGUCAAUGCUGAUGUUCCUCCAAUCUUUCAUAAAUCACUUGAAGAAUUAACUGACAUUGAAAGUAUACAAGAAGAAGUUGAUUUCAUAACAGCACGACACACAGUCACCUUCUCACAUCGUAAUGGAAGUAAUAACAGGAACGGCAAUGUUGGUGUUGAUGAAAUUCGUCCAAGUAGUGACACAGUUCAUACAAAAUCAACGCGUCUUGAAUUACACAAACGGCCAUUGAGUUUAUCAAACAUCCAAAUUAUGGAAUCUUCAGGCUUAACGACUCCAGAAAUACUCAGUAGAGAAAAUUUACUUCUCAAAAAAAUUCAAGUGCAAGAAUAUAAGCGAACAGUGUCUCAUCACAAUGAUGAUGAUGAUAAAAAUAGAAGAGAUGGGAUAAUGACACAUCGAAGAACAAAGUCAAGUGUACCUUUUAGUACUGGAGCUGAAAUAAUGAGUGCACAUUCAGUUAGGCCAUCAAAUUUCCAAAGGAAUGUUUCAGUUCGAACAUCGACACGAGAAUAUUAUGCAGCACCUCAAUACACUGAAGCUCAAGUUGUUGAACGACAAGAAUCGAUGCUACAUCGAAAAGAACUUGAAAGCUUUAUUGAUCUUCUUGACUAUCAAGCAUCAAGUCCGGACGAGAAAGCUUUAGUUGAAGCAUGUGCUAGAUUGGGAAUCAUUUUUCUCAAUGACAAUAACGACAUUUAUACAUUACGACUUCGUAUGAAAAGAAAAGCUGACACUGAUUUUAUGGACAUUCAAAAUAUGGAAGACGAAAAAAAUGAAAUCGUGCAGUUUAAACGGCUACAAGUCUUAGAAUUUACAUCUGAUCGGAAACGAAUGAGUGUGAUUGUGAUGGAUAAGUUUGGGCAGAUUUGGAUCUACACCAAGGGCGCUGAAUCGCACGUUUUGCCACUUUGCAAUUCAAAAAGUAAUCACGUUUCAUUGCUAACACAAAAGCACAUCAACGAAUUUGCAAAAGAAGGUUUAAGAACGUUGGCAGUUGCACGACGAAAACUCACAAAAACCGAAUUUAUCAACUUCAACAAUCAGCUUAUCGAAGCAAACAGUUCGUUGACGAAUCGAGCAGAAAAGGUUGAAAUGUGCCAAAGAAAAGUUGAGACGGGGUUAGAUCUUCUUGGUGCGACAGCUGUUGAAGAUGCACUUCAAGAUAAUGUUCGUGAUACUCUUGUUUCAAUUCGAGCAGCUGGGAUUAAAGUUUGGGUGUUAACAGGUGACAAAGUCGAGACGGCGCUUAAUAUUGCAUUAAGUUGUGGACAUAUUCCAGAUAAUGCUGGAAAAUAUUUUAUAGUUGAGUGUAAGAAUGAAGCGCAAUUAAACGGGCACUUUGAAGCACUUGCGAGAGAAUUAAAAAGAAAUUCUGGACAAGAAUAUGCCCUUCUCAUUGAUGGAAUGAGUCUUUCCAUUGCACUUCAACAUGCUAGUGAAAAAUUUCGAGAUUUAGCUUAUAAAUGUCAUGCUGUGCUUUGUUGUCGACUCAGCCCACUACAGAAAUGUGAGGUCGUUCAUCUAGUUAAAAGUCAUCCAUCAAAACCAGUCACUGGUGCUAUUGGUGAUGGAGCUAAUGAUGUUUCAAUGAUACAAGAAGCUCAUGUUGGACUUGGAAUUGUAGGCAAAGAAGGGAGACAAGCAGCACGAUGUGCUGAUUAUGCAUUUGCAAACUUUUCAAUGCUUAAACGAAUUGUUUUACUUCAUGGACAUUAUUUCUCUCAACGACUUGCUUUGUUGGUCCUUUACUUCUUCUAUAAAAAUGUCGUAUUUAUGGGCGUUCAGCUUUUCUUUCAAGCCAACUCUCUCUUUUCAUCACAAUCAAUUUUUGAUUCACUCUUCUUGACACUAUUCAACGUGACAUAUACAACACUUCCAAUUCUUUUCAUUUCAAUAACUGAGAAGAUUUACGAUGAAGAAACUUUGAUGACUCAACCAUCGUAUUAUAAGUUGAUUAGUGGCAACAAACUUUUUAGUUGGCGCUACUUUAAUAGUUGGAUGUUUAUCGGCUUAUAUCAUUCAAUAAUCGUCUAUUUUUUUGCUUGGAUUAUUUGGAAUGACAACUCGGCGAUGUAUGCCGAAGGUAGAACGAUGAAUUUCUUGUGUUUUGGCGUUUUUAUGGUGCACAACGUGGUCGUCGUAGUCAACUUGAAAUUACUCAUUGAAGCGAUUUAUAAAACUUACAUCUUUGUCGCGACCAUUUGGCUGUCGGUAUUUGGAUUCAUGGGAACAACCUUCGUUUAUAAUUUAUUUAAUGCGGGAUAUGACAUGAACCUUUACAUGGUGUAUACAAAAAUGUUAACAUCAUGGAUAUUCUGGAUUUUAUCAUCACUAAUAGUCGUUGCUGCACUUCUACCUGAUCUUUUCUUCAAAGCUCUCGAAGCAUUAAACUUUAGAUUUCGUACAAUUUUUCCAGGAAACGAAGUUAUGGGAACAAAGAAAUUCGGACCAAAACUUGUUCAAACAACUUAUCUUUAAGUUUCUUUUUCAAAUCAAUUUCAAAUGAAAGACAUGACAAAAGUACAUUGACUGAAAUAAAAAAAUCACAUAAAUUGAAACAAACUUUGUCGAAACUAUGUCUAGAUAUGAUGACAGCCUAAAGCGCUGAAGCUGAAAAUAAUAAAAAAGUGAAAGACAAUGAAAAAUAUUUGGAAGAUGUUGGAAAUACUGCAAGAAAAUUUCUC
Clunio marinus is the source of this 4423-nucleotide messenger RNA. Lineage: Eukaryota; Metazoa; Arthropoda; Insecta; Diptera; Chironomidae. The record is from the annotation of a GenBank genome assembly.